AACAAACACUCGACUUCUGGAUGUGCGCGCUCGCCUCGAAGUCAACUGGCUGCCCCAACAAACAACAAGCAACAACAACAACAACAACAAAAGAUCCUCAAGAAACGUCGUUGGAGUCUCGUGUGAGUUCUUCGUUAGACUAAAGAGGCAAAAGACGCGCACACAUUGUUUGCGUUCACGCUUGACAAACACGCAGUCGUCGCGGUGACGCGCGGUCGCUUCACUCUUUGUCACAAAAUGCCGAGCGUCGUGACGUAAUCAACCUCGGGACUGGUCGCGCUUCGGCGUCGCGCUCGUCGCACGUUUUCGAGCCGCGAGGCAGAAUUGCAACAACCUCGCUCGUGUGUUCCAUCGCCGCGCACAGGUUCGAAGACGAUCCUUGAUUGGCGGCUGACGCAAUGACUCAAAGGCAGAUCGUCCAAGUUUUUGAGCAGUAUAAUAAAUCAAGAAUGCAGUUCGUGCAAACGGUGGCUGAUCUGGCGGACCGGCCCCAGAACAUCGAAAUCCUCCAAAGAGCAGGUGUCAUGUCCAUGCUUCGGCCCCUGAUGCUGGAUGUGGUUCCCGGCAUCCAGCAGAAAGCGGCCUUGGCCCUGGGCCGCCUGGCGGUCCACAACGCCGACCUGGCCGACAAUCUGGUGAAGGAGGACAUCCUGCCCCAGCUCAUCCGCUCUCUCACCAUCCAGAAUAGAUUGUACAAGAAAGCGGCGGCGUUCGUGCUGCGUGCGGUGUCCAAGCACUCGCCUGAGCUGGCUCAGGCGGUGGUAGCCAGCGGCGGUGUGGACGCGCUCAUUCUCUGCCUGGAGGACUUUGACCCCGGCGUGAAGGAAGCCGCCGCCUUGGCUCUGGGCUUCAUUGCGCGACAUAAUGACGCCUUGUCCCAGUCCAUUGUGGAUGCAGGCGCAGUCCCCAUGCUGGUGUUGUGCCUCCUGGAGCCCGAGAUUGCCCUCAAACGCACCGCGGCCUCGGUGCUCAGCGACAUCGCCAAACACACGCCGGAAUUGGCCCAAAUUGUUGUGGAAGCCGGCGCCAUUGCACACUUGGCACAGAUGAUCCUCAACCCGGACACCAAACUCAGGAGGCAGGUAUUCUCUGCUCUCGGUCAGAUUAGCAAACACUCGGUGUGCCUGGCGGAGAUGGUGAUCGAGGCCGACGUCUUCCCGGCGGCCAUGAUGUGCCUCAGGGAUCCGGACGAGUGCGUGAAAAAUAAUGUCACCGUUCUGAUGAGAGAGGUGGUCAAACAUACUCCCGAGCUGUCCCAGGUCAUCGUGAACUGCGGCGGCACAUCAGAAGUGAUCACCUAUCUCGGCGAGUGCCGUGGAAGUCUAAGGUUGCCCGGGAUCAUGAUGUUGGGAUACGUGGCAGCCCACAGCGAGAACUUGGCCAUGGCUGUCAUUCUCUCCCAAGGCUUGCUCCAGCUGGCUCUGUGUCUCUCGGAGGAGACGCAACAUCACAUCAAGGCCGUCACAGCCUGGUGCAUAGGCCAGAUAGGACAUCACACGCCGGUGCACGCCAAGGCUGUCGCCACCGCCAACCUGCUGCCCAAGUUGCUGCAACUUUAUAUGGAUGCCAACAGCUCAGAGGACCUGCAGAACAAAAGUAAGAAGGCUCUGAAGAUGAUCCUACAGAAGUGUACCUUCCUGCCGGCGCUGGAGUCUCUCCUCUACGACGCGCCGAGCAACAUCAUCAAACAUGUCGUCUGCCAGUUCAGCAAGGUGUUACCUCACGACAGUCAGGCUCGCCGUCAGUUCGUGACCAGUGGAGGGUUAAAGAAAGUGCAAGAGAUCCAGGCGGAGCCGGGCUCUGUCCUGCAGGAACACAUUAAUUCCAUCAACAGCUGCUUCCCAGAGGAGAUAGUCAGGUACUACUCUCCGGGCUACUCAGAGGUGUUGUUGGAGCGCUUAGAGAACUUUAAACUCUCCUGAGACCAGUCGGCAUGCCCGUGCAACGUUACUGCGAAAGCACAGUGCUUCAAAUAGGCUUCAAAUGGUCAAUAUAUCACCGGAUGUAUGAUGAUUAACAAUGUCGACUGUCAUAAAAAUGUAAUAGA
Molecule: messenger RNA, 2047 nt
Organism: Phycodurus eques (leafy seadragon)
Lineage: Eukaryota; Metazoa; Chordata; Actinopteri; Syngnathiformes; Syngnathidae
Gene: spag6
Product: sperm associated antigen 6
Exons: 11
Coding region: 399-1922 (507 amino acids)
Biological process (GO): sperm axoneme assembly; epithelial cilium movement involved in extracellular fluid movement; neuron projection extension
Cellular component (GO): axoneme; acrosomal vesicle; sperm principal piece
Molecular function (GO): microtubule binding
Source: RefSeq, a predicted model, not a curated record